Cladocopium goreaui is the source of this 739-nucleotide messenger RNA. NCBI's taxonomy places the organism in Eukaryota, Dinophyceae, Suessiales, Symbiodiniaceae. The record is from the annotation of a GenBank genome assembly.
AUAACACGUUGAGGGACCUUGAGGGACCUUGAGGGACUACGGUGUUUUGGGACCUUCAAAACCAUGAAACAUUUAGGGAUGUUGGUUAGUCGCAGCCACUUUUUUUCAACCGUGGCUGCGCAGUGCUGCGCACCAUGUGCACACAUGCUGCUUCCAUGGCCGCCCCUGCGACGUCGAUGGAUGCAAGGUCUUCGCAGUCUUGUCCUGGCCAAACUGUGCUGCCGGCGCUCCUGGUGGAACAGCAGGGAGUCCAGCAGCCGAAGAUGUUGAGUCCAUACUUUGUGCGUCCAAUGCUGCGAUCUGUUCAAAACAUUUCUGGUAUCGAAGAAUGGAAAAGCCAUGUAAAUUGCCUCAAGAUGGGCUCCUGGUUCACGAACAAGGCCAUUCCGCCUGCGAUACCUUCGGCGUCGGAGUCUCCUGUGUUGGCAAGUCCAGUGGCCUUCGAAUUCCUUGGCUGGACACAACCACAGCUACAAGUGGACUACAUCUUCCAGGUAUCCAACAUCAGUGAAAAAGUGAACCGCGUGAUAGAUGGAUCAAUGGCACCUCUGCAGCGCAACAUUGCGAGUCUGAAGUGGAGAUUUCUUGGCGACCUUCUUGCAGGUGACUGCGCGCAGUGCAAGAAAGCACUGCUUGGCAGUGACAACUUGAUGGCGCCUGGGCUGAGGCAUUCCAUGGAGCCAAGCACCAAAGAGCUGUAGAGAAAAAAACCAUUGCAAUGGUCGGAGCGCUGGUGGGA